Messenger RNA from Lepus europaeus (European hare), 1887 nucleotides. It is a transcript of the gene ACADS, whose product is annotated as acyl-CoA dehydrogenase short chain. Gene Ontology annotation, biological process: fatty acid beta-oxidation using acyl-CoA dehydrogenase; butyrate catabolic process. The record is from RefSeq and is a predicted model, not a curated record. The transcript has 10 exons. NCBI's taxonomy places the organism in Eukaryota, Metazoa, Chordata, Mammalia, Lagomorpha, Leporidae. The coding region runs from base 73 to 1311 and encodes 412 amino acids. Gene Ontology annotation, cellular component: mitochondrion. Gene Ontology annotation, molecular function: flavin adenine dinucleotide binding.
GAGCCCAGACCUGCGCGCGCUAGCUCGCGGCCGGAGGUCGCUGGGAGAGGCCCCGCCGGGUGUGUGUCGUCCAUGGCCGCCGCCUUGCUCAGCCGGGCCGGGGGCCCCCUGCGCGGAGCUCUGUGCGCCCGACACUGGCGGCGGUUACACACGGUCUACCAAUCGGUGGAACUGCCGGAAACGCACCAGAUGUUGCGGCAGACGUGCCGGGACUUUGCGGAGAAGGAGCUGGUCCCCAUCGCGGCCCGGGUGGACAAGGAGCACCUCUUCCCCGCGGCUCAGGUGAAGGAGAUGGGCAAGCUCGGGCUUCUGGCCAUGGAUGUGCCUGAGGAGCUAAGCGGGGCCGGCCUCGACUACCUGGCCUACGCCAUCGCCAUGGAGGAGAUCAGCCGGGGCUGCGCCUCCGCCGGCGUCAUCAUGAGCGUCAACAACUCCCUCUACCUGGGGCCCAUCCUGAAGUUUGGCUCCAAGGAGCAGAAGCAGCAGUGGAUCACCCCCUUCACUGGCGGCGACAAGAUCGGCUGCUUCGCCCUCAGCGAGCCAGGGAACGGCAGCGACGCUGGAGCCGCGUCCACCACAGCCCGGGCGGAGGGUGACACGUGGGUCCUCAACGGCACCAAAGCCUGGAUCACCAACUCCUGGGAGGCCUCGGCCACCGUGGUCUUUGCCAGCACGGACAGAGCCCUGCAGAACAAGGGUAUCAGUGCCUUCCUGGUGCCCAUGCCAACACCUGGGCUCACCCUGGGGAAGAAGGAAGACAAGUUGGGCAUCCGGGCGUCAUCCACGGCCAACCUCAUCUUCGAGGACUGUCACAUCCCCAGGGAAAACCUGCUGGGGGAGCCAGGGAUGGGCUUCAAGAUAGCCAUGCAAACCCUGGACAUGGGCCGCAUUGGCAUCGCCGCCCAGGCCUUGGGCAUCGCCCAGGCUGCCCUCGACUGUGCUGUGAAUUACGCCGAGAAUCGCAGGGCCUUUGGGGCGCCGCUCACCAAGCUGCAGGCCAUCCAGUUCAAGUUGGCAGACAUGGCCCUGGCCCUGGAGAGCGCCCGGCUGCUGACCUGGCGCGCCGCCAUGCUGAAGGAUAAUAAGAAGCCCUUCACCAAGGAGGCAGCCAUGGCCAAGCUGGCCGCAUCGGAGGCAGCCACCGCCAUCAGCCACCAGGCCAUCCAGAUCCUGGGCGGCAUGGGCUACGUGUCGGAGAUGCCGGCCGAACGGCACUACCGCGACGCCCGCAUCACCGAGAUCUACGAAGGCACCAGCGAGAUCCAGAGGCUGGUCAUCGCCGGGCAGCUGCUCAAGAGCUACCGGGGCUGAGCCAGCCAGCCAGCCAGGGCCGGGGGAGGGCUGGAGCCACUGGGCCUUAACCAGGACUCAGAGCCGGAGACCAGCUGGCGGCAGGGUGGGCCCCCCGGUCCCACCCCCCUCCAGAUCAAACCAGGCAGAAGUAAGACUCAGGGGGAGGAGAGGCGAGGCGAGGCCAGAGGCUGUGGCCUGCGUGCCGGGACAGGCCGCCUGCAGCUGUUCUUGGGCCUGGCUGCCUCUUCUCCAUUGAUAACCGACCGUGCCUCAUUUGCUUUACCUGUGGCCGCGGCCUCCUGGAGGAAGGACUGCGGGGAGGGGGCUGACACCAUGGCACCCCCAAGCCUGCUGCUUGGCAGGAAGGCCCAGGAGGAGCAGCUCUUUGCCCUGAGGUCAGGGGUCAGGAGGAGGAGUGGGGGUGGGGCCGGAGGCUUUGGCAAAGCAGCAACAGUUGUGGUCUCGGAUGCACUGGCCCCAGUCUUCAGCCGGCAGUGGGGUGGGGCCAGGGGCCAGCUAUUGAAGGCCAAGUGUGUGCAGGUGUGUGGGGACGACUGUGGCUAAUAAAGCGCGCCUGGCCCCGGGCCGCCGGGU